Sycon ciliatum is the source of this 2332-nucleotide messenger RNA. Its product is annotated as transcription elongation factor B polypeptide 3-like. Gene Ontology annotation, cellular component: nucleus; elongin complex. Lineage: Eukaryota; Metazoa; Porifera; Calcarea; Leucosolenida; Sycettidae. The coding region runs from base 461 to 1837 and encodes 458 amino acids. The record is from RefSeq and is a predicted model, not a curated record. The transcript has 14 exons. Gene Ontology annotation, biological process: transcription elongation by RNA polymerase II.
AUUAGUGGUUUGCAAAUCCAGCAUUUGUAUUGCUCGAAGAAGCUUGGAGUUGGAAGAUCCACAGUCAGCGCCACCUGUACCUGGUCGAUCCCCUAGCUGUAGUGUAGGCAAAGGUCUGCUCCAGAAAGGAUAGUGAAAUAUUAUUAGUACAGAUACUUUGUUUCUCAAGCUCGGUGCAUGUGGGCGACCAUAAUUAUAACGACAAAUCCUUUCAGGACCUUCUUCAAGCACCCAUUACGAAUUGCCUCGCGCUGUUAACCUACUGCGUUGUGCGUGGGCCACGUUUCCACUUGUGCUGCUCCGCAUCCGACCAAGUCAGUGCUACUAGUAUUGAAAAGCUCUGACGCUUCUUGUGUUCGAUUUUGCUUUUCACGCGCACGGUGGAGCAGUAUCGGUAUUCUCUCCUACUGUUUGUUGGAUCGCGCCAGCACUAGUAAAUUGGCGCAGGAAACAGGAAACAAUGGAUUUAGCUGAAAAGGUGAAGCGUUAUGGCGCUCGUCUGUCUAAGUUUCCAUCUGCUCUGGUGGACGAGAAGGAAGCCCUGCGUUGCUUGGACGAACUCAACAAGAUUGCCAUGACCACUACUGUUCUAGAGGACACGAAGAUUGGACGUACCCUGAAUGACAUUCGCAAGGGAUCAGCCGUAAUGGAAGCUAGUGCAUUGGUAUGCAAGCAGUGCAAGGAUACAAUUCGCCGCUGGAAGUCCCUUGUCACAAGUGGUGAACUGCCGAAAGCACCUCCUUUGAAUAUCAAGCCAGUGGUGCCAACUCCAUCACUUCCGACUAGUCCACCCGCCAAGUCGUCGAGCAAAUCACCGCACACCCCAUCAGCAAGGUCUCUGGAACAGCGGCCAAGUAAAAGUCAUGGUCAAGUCUCAUCGUCCUCAGCUUCCUCUCAAGAUGGCACUGUGAUCACGAAUAGAUCAAACUCUUCACCCACCGCCCUGACGUCGCCAGCUACCGCCUCCUCCGCACCAAGGAAGCAAGCUGGUCCCAUGGCACGCUCGUCUUCAACACAGCAACUACUCUCCACGGGGAAGAGACGUGCACAUGCACCUGCCAAGAUCGAGUCGCCCAGCAAGAGACCUUGCUUCGAUCCGACCACUCCGGAUACGCCAUUGUCUCCACCGAAGACUGCGUACAAGCCGCAACCCCCACCACCGCCUCAGUCACGUGACCUCGCAAAGCGGCCAGCAGCAUCUGUUUUGGACCAACGUGAUCUGGACACCAGCAUUGGACAACGUGCACAGAACACACACACCAUAUACUCUGGCAGAAGACGAGGAGGCCGCUCGUUGCCAACUCUCAUGGAACUGUCCAUGCAAGUGCUUAUCGACAACAUUGACUGCGUCGAGCAAACAUACUUGCCGUAUCAUGUUAUUUCGCCACUUCUUGAGAAGGCGUCUGCUGCACAGCUUUCACGCCUGGAGUCGUUCAACCCGCAAAUAGUUGAUGACACCGGUGAGCUGUGGAAGCGCCACUGCAUGAAGGACUUCCGCACUGCAGGGCCACAGGAAGGCGAGUCUUGGAAAGACUGCUACACUCGAACUGCUGAGGAGAAAAGUAACCGCCUACAAUCGCUCACUGCCCGGAUUAAGAAGACCAGUCAAAAGCAAGCACAAGAAGAUGCUAAACAUGCGGCCAAGUUCACGGAGGUGACCCGUGCCCCACGCCGUAGAACUGUGGCGUCGGCCCCGUCUUCUUGGCAGCGUCCUGCAACAACUCCGUUCAGCAGAGCUGCUUCUUCAACUGGCAAGCCUCUGAUGCAGAAAACUAUGAAAAUGAUGGCAGCAAGACGGCAAAUGAAUGUGCCAGCGAAGCCUCUGGGUCGACGAUAGAUGUUCGCCAAGAUGCAGAUGUAUUUGUUGUUCUGUUCGCACUGCUGCUGCACAUAUGCUUGAUUAUCCUGCUCUGUGGCAUUUUGAUCACCCUGUAUUUUGUUUAGAAGCAUCCCUGAUCACCUUCAUGUGUAAUUUUAUUUCAAACCAAUGAAUAGUUUUUUUCUUCCUACCGGUAAAUUGCUAGCUGCAUAUUUUCUAGCAAUGUGAUAUCACUGGAAGCUAUUCUUAUGCCACUAGUGCCAGUAGAGGUUCUGCUCACGCCUAGUCUCGUUUUUUUUAUGAGUUCGAACUGGCACCUAUCACCUUCUCGAAUACGUGAACAUUUCUAUUUUCCUUUUUCUGAGACUGAAGUUUCUAUUACCAAAACUAUGUUACUUGUCUGGUAAAAAUAUUAAUAAUAAACCCACCACGAUUUCGGGUGCAUCACUAUUUUUUUAGUUAUUUAGUAUUUACUGAUUUUACUCAGUACUGAUAUACAGUAUUAACACUGGA